Molecule: messenger RNA, 2685 nt
Organism: Caenorhabditis auriculariae
Lineage: Eukaryota; Metazoa; Nematoda; Chromadorea; Rhabditida; Rhabditidae
Source: the annotation of a GenBank genome assembly
AUGAUUCGAAAUAUCUUGAACAGGUGCACAAAUUGCGAAAUUUCGGCUCUCAAGACUCCUUAUAAUGGGAGACCGUCGUUGGGAACCUCACUUUUCGGUCCCAGCCGCCGCCGCGCCUCGGGUUUGUUUUAUUUCAAUUGUUUUUCGAUGAUUUUCAACUUCAACCUGAAGUUCGAAUCAUAGGAUGUUCAGGCUAGGGUGUAGAAAACAGAAUUUAAUUUUAAAAAACCUGUUUUUUGCUAUUAAAAAAAUAAUUUUUCGUUUCAGAAAUGCUGUUCUUGGUGGCUCUUCUUUUCAGCGUCCAGACGUCGGAGGCGGUCAUCAGAGGGGACCUCAACUGUACCUCUUACAAUGGUACCGCCGUGAGUUUUUCAAAAAGUUAUGAAUUUCGGUCUGGAAAUUGUUAAUUUAGACAUUCAAAGAAACACGCGAAGUUGAAAAAAAACCAAAAUUUUGAAGGAAAAUUAGAAAAAAAAAACAAAAAAUACCUACUGAUGCUGUUACAAAUUUCAAAACUUUUGAAGCGUAAAGUGAAAAAAAAAAGCUAGAAAACUUCGAAAUUCGAAGAAUAUCCAGCUUGGAACACUCAUUCACUAGUAACAGAGAAUUUUCGCGGUUUUCGUUAUUCAAAAUUCCCGUUUUUUCAUCGAAGAUAGCUAUUUUGAGCUUACGAAAAUGCCUUUUUAAAGCUAAACUUAGCUAGAAAAUCUUCUGUUGACAGAAUGCAGUUGAAACCUGAAGAAAAAAAAAAUCAUUUCUGUCAAAAAGUGCCCAAAUAAUCCCGAUAGUUACCUUAAAGACUGAAAAUAACUCUUAAAACGGCUCUUUGCCUCGAGACGUUUUCAAAACUUUGCCAUGCUCCUUUAAUAGUUCCCACUUUUGCUUAUUCUUUUCUCCAAACUUCAAAUAAACCUAUAAAGAUGCCUAUCUUUUGAACAAGAACUCAACUUCCAAAAAGUACCGAUCAAAAUCUUGCAGUUCGUGUACUCGAACGCGGCGACGAUCUGCCAGAACACGCUGUCGGAGAACUCCUGCAACGCCCUUUACCCGACGGCCCCGGCUGGAGGACCUCUUCCAGCUCCCGGCAACGACAUCGCCCGCCCGACCAACUGUUACACGACGACCACCGCCACGCCGGCUCCCAUCAACAACGACAUGAAGAACACGGCGAUCAAGAACUGUCCCAGAACCUGCGGAUACUGCUGUCAGACGCCGUCCUACAGCUGCGCCAACGCUCAGUGUCAGUUCCAAUUUUUCUUUUUCCCAAGCUUUAAAAGUCAUUAUAGAUAGAAGCUUCUGAAGAUUUCACAUAAAACUUUGACUCCGCCCCUUUUUAGGAUUACGGUAGCGGAAAAACUUUACUGUAUCUCCUGCUUCAAAUCGAACAUAACCCUCUUAAAAUACCACCUCUUCAGACCCCAGCAUGAACUGCGCCACCAUCACCAACUCUCAAUGUCUCGACCCCAACUGGAGAUCUAUCAUCGCCGCCAACUGUCCGGCCGCCUGCGGACUCUGCAACACCGGUAUUUUCUUUAAAAUGCGAACACUUUAUGAUUGAAAACUAUGAAGGUGGAUGUGUUGACGCCGUCGUCGACUGCGCCAACGACAUCAGCAUCUGCAACUCCGUCGGUCUGCAGAGUUUCGUCAAUGUGAGGACCUUUUUUCUAACAUAAGAUUGAUGAAAUUACAUUUCUCAAACUAUGAGAAAGAUCUUCGAAAUUCUUACCGUCCUCAUGACCUACUGAGAAACUGUCCUACUUUGCAGACCUACUGCCAAAGAACCUGCGGACGCUGUGCCUCGACGACCAAGGCCAGUAGCCUCUCCAGCAGCACCUGCACAUCUUACAUCGCCAACAGCAGCCCUAAGUAUGCUUUUCUGACUCCAAGGGACGGGAUUUACUGGUUUCAGUUCACAUUUUAAAAAAAAGGUCGUUUUUCUGUGGAGAGAGGAGAAUUUUCAUAUGAAGUGGAAUAGCUCCUCCGAGAAAAAUGAACAAAAUCUGAACGAAAUUCAUUUCUUGAAAGCCUUAGUAGCAGCUUGAACAUAUAAAAAUGGAGAAAAUUGACUUUUUUCAAUACCAAAAAUGCAGUUUUUACACAGAUCUCGAACCUAGCCAUGAAGAAAUGACCAAGAAGGCCUUCAAAGAAAAAAAUGACUUUGGAAACUCGGACUUUUAUUUUUGAAAUUUUGAGAUUAAAAAUUGUACUUUCAAGACUACUAGAACAGUCUACACUUUAUCUUGAAGUUCAUCGAAUGCCAACUGUAUUUUGCGACUUUGAGAAACCUUUUUGAACGCGUCUUCAUUGAAAAAAAUUUAGAAAAAAAUGAUGAAAUUUUUCAAAAAAAUGUCUAGUUGAUGAGAAGAGACUGAAAGAAGUCAUUAAACAGUUUAAAUAGAAAGAAAACAUUGACAGCCUGAAGAGACGCCAGGGAAAUCGAGACGUUCUGGUGUCUUUUCAAGCCAUUUUUCUCUCGCUUCUGCAUAUUUUUCAUUGAUUUUCGGAUCUUCCAUCCAAUCUCAAUAGAUUUCACUCGGCGCAAUUAUAAUAUUUUUAUCCUUGAUUUUCCAAAAAUGGUCUUUUUCCAGCUGCGUUUCGUGGGCGGCCAACGGAUUCUGCUCCAACUCCUUCUACACUCUCGCCCAACGCAAAGCCUACUGCGCCACGUCGUGCAGAAUCUGCUAA